Molecule: messenger RNA, 3964 nt
Organism: Blastomyces gilchristii SLH14081
Lineage: Eukaryota; Fungi; Ascomycota; Eurotiomycetes; Onygenales; Ajellomycetaceae
Product: AP-3 complex subunit delta
Exons: 6
Coding region: 392-3553 (1053 amino acids)
Biological process (GO): protein targeting to vacuole; Golgi to vacuole transport
Cellular component (GO): endosome membrane; membrane coat; AP-3 adaptor complex
Source: RefSeq, a predicted model, not a curated record
UGUGAUGUGAUGUGAUGUGACGUCUCCGACUAGUUAUUUACUAGGUUAACUAACUGACCCUCCCUCACCAUCAACCACUACGGCUACAACCUAGCACAUACCCGGAUCACAGCUUCAGCAACGUGCAGAGAGUUCUGUUUGGGUUACUGGCAUAUAACGAAUCUUGAUAUUCUUCAAACCCCGAUUUACCUUGGUUUUGGCGGAUUUGUCCUCUACAGAGACAUACAGGCUUGAAUCAUGUCACUCCACUCACAUCCCACCUCGAAGAUUCGAUAGCGGCGCUCCAGGCACCACACACCUACAAUAUAGAGCGGAGUGCUAGAUCUUUAGACUCUGUAUUCCGAAGUGAUUUUUUCAAGUUCAGGCGGUUUAUAUCUUCCAACUAACUACCAUGUUCGAGAAAUCACUUUACGACCUCAUUCGAGGUCUGCGGAAUCACAAGUGGAAUGAGGUAGAAUAUAUUCAAAACAGCAUUAAGGAAUGCCGGGUUGAGGUGAAGUCGCAGGACAUGGAUAAAAAGGCAACCGCUCUCCUGAAAUUAAUAUACCUGGAAAUGUUCGGAUAUGAUAUGUCUUGGGCUGCAUUCCACGUGCUUGAAGUCAUGUCAUCGGCGAAAUAUCCACAGAAGCGCGUCGGCUACCUAGGAGCCGUGCAGAGUUUCCGCCCAGAUACAGAAGUUCUCAUGUUAGCUACCAAUCUAUUGAAGAAGGAUAUGGUCUCUCCUCUGGUUCCGACGAUGUCAUUACCCCUCCUCACGCUACCCCAUAUAAUUUCUCCCUCCCUAGCUCUAUCUUUGUUGACAGAUGUGCUACCCCGUCUGUCCCAUUCCCAUCCUGCCGUUCGAAAGAAAGCGGUGGUUAACCUCUACCGGCUUUCCCUGGUCUAUCCAGAAGCUUUUCGGAUUGCUUGGCCAAAAAUCAAAGAGCGCUUGAUGGAUGAGCAAGAGGAUAGCAGUGUUACCGCAGCUGUCAUCAAUGUUGUCUGUGAAUUGGGCUGGAGACGUCCCCAAGACUUCCUUCCCCUGGCUCCGCGACUAUUUGACCUUUUGGUUGAUGGUGGGAAUAAUUGGAUGGCCAUCAAAAUUAUCAAACUGUUUGCAACAUUGACACCUCUGGAGCCACGGUUAGUUCGAAAGCUCCUCCGACCUUUGACUAAUAUCAUUCAAACGACGACAGCGAUGUCUUUGCUUUACGAAUGUAUAAAUGGGGUAAUCCAAGGUGGCAUCCUAGAUGGCGCUGAAGGUGUGCGGGAAGGAGAGGAGAUCGCUAAUCUCUGCGUGGAGAAACUUCGAGGCAUGAUUGUCAUGGAAGGCGAUCCCAAUUUAAAAUACGUCGCACUUCUUGCAUUUAACAGGAUUGUGGCCUCGCACCCAACGUUGGUUGCCAUGCAGCAAGAUGUCAUCAUGGACUGUUUAGAUGACAAUGAUAUUUCCAUCCGGUUGCAGGCGCUCGAACUCGUUUCUGGCAUGGUGUCCAGUGAUUCCUUACACGCAGUUGUCUCCAGGCUAAUCACCCAACUCCAAAUGUCCCCAGCACCAACGGAUGAUGUACAGGUUAUUUCUACCAUACCUGCUGUGUUAACUCCCUCGGCCGAUAUCGACGGAGACGAUCCAGAGGAGCAGCUGCAGUCAACCAACAAGAGAAAUGAAUCCGUACUUGCCCUACCCAACCACUACCGCAACGAAGUCCUUCACCGAAUACUAGAUAUCUGUUCACGUGAUACAUAUUCAUCGAUUGUAGACUUCGAAUGGUACGUUGACGUUCUUGUCCAGUUGGUUCGCCUUGUGCCACCACCAACCGGUACAGACUUGCCAGAACUCCAUUCUCAGAAAGGGGGCGUUGCGGGUCGGAUUGGAUACGAACUGCGCAAUGUCGCUGUACGGGUAAAGAGCGUGAGGCCCGAAGCCACCCGAGCCGCAGAAUUGUUGAUAUUGAUGGAUAAUCGAGAGACACUCUUCCCUGUCGCCAGCGCUACUUGUACAGACAUCCUCGAAUUUGUUGCUUGGAUAGUGGGGGAGUAUGCAGAGUACCUAGAGGUCCCCGAUCGCACCCUGACGUCCUUGCUUCAUCCCUCGAAUCUCUAUCUACCCGGUACUGUUUUGUCGUCAUAUCUUCAGGCCAUACCUAAGCUCUUCGUUUCCCUAACAUCGAACUCUUAUGGCUGGGAUUCUUCAAGACAAACCGAGGUUUCGCUUGUUCUAGCACGAAUCACUGAUUUUCUUGAAAAACUAUCUUCUCACCCCGACCUGGAUGUUCAGGAACGCGCUAUUGAAUUUCUUGAACUCCUCCGCCUCACCGCAGAGGCCAUCUCUUCCCAGGACACCGAGAGCAGCGAUGCUCCACUUCUCAUCUCAUCAGCUAUUCCGAGCUUAUUUGCUGGUAUUGAACUUAAUCCCGUCGCCGUAGGCGCCCAGAAGAAAGUCCCCCAGCCCGAAAACCUCGAUCUAGACAAACCUCUAAACGACAGACUCCACUACAUCUUAACAGAGUCAGAAAACGGCUGGCUGGGUAUAUCCGAUCAAGAUGACUUCCGAGACUUUUACUACGUCCCGGACCUCGUCAGCACCAAACAACAGUCCUACACCAAAGAAUCCACAACACCUAACAUCACGCAGACAUCCUACCAGAAUAUGACAGACGAUUUUGCCGAAAGUGCCGAAGCCAAAGCCCGACGCCGUGCUGAGCGCAGGGAUCGUAACAAAGACGAUCCGUUUUACAUUGGACACGACGAGGGGUCAUCAGGAACGUCCACACCCUUUCACCAAGUCCUUCGCACUUCUAAUGGCGAAGAGCUGGAUAUUGAUUCCAUCCCAAUUAUUGACCUAGCCAUUGAAAGCAGCAAAGCAACGUUACCAUCAGCAAUCAGAAGAGGAGAGGGACGACCCAAAAAGGCCCACUCAAAACCCAAAAAGGUAGAAAUACUAGGUGAUGAAACCAUAACUAUUAGUGACGGACGUGCCGCAUCCACGGGAGGCCUAACAUUAACCACCGCAACGGCGGAAAAACCCAAAAUUAAACGCUCCCUCCUCGAAGUCGAUUCGAGCGGCCUAUCCAAUCUUUCUCUCGACGAAGCUAGCGGACCGGGGGGAUCUGGACCAGCAGCACCGGGCUUGAGUAUACACGAUAUCGAGCGCCGGGAAACAGAAGAAGCGGAGAUGGCGAAGGCGAUGCUAGAGAUUGAGAGGUUGAGGUUAGAGAUGCAGCGUGCGGCGGACCGGGUAGAGGCGCAUGGCGUGCCACCGGAGGGUACACUUGUUAAGCGGAAGAAGAAGAAGAAGAUGGACCAGGAUGAUGCUAGGGUGAAGGCUAAGACGAAGCAAAAGGAGGGUACCGGUGGCGAGAGACCUCUAACACCAGGCUCCAUGGCUGCCCGUGCAGCUCCGGCUGGUAUUGCCGGGAACCCGGUAGUUCCUGGCGGCGAAGCCAGCGAGGGCGGAGUGGAGGUAAAGCGGAAGAAGAAAAAGAAAACUUCAUCAUCCUCUAAGAAAAAGAAAGAUGAUGCAGCUGCCAGCUCUGGUGCUGGUGUUAAUGCACAUGAGGCUCAGGUUUCAUAAACACGUUCCUAGUUUUCAUAGCUAUUGCACUUUUGGAAGGUUUGGUGUUUGCAUGUCUAUAAAGAUACGGGUACCUUAGGUAUAUAGCAGGCAUAUCCGGAUGCAUAAUUUAGAUGACAUACAUGAUGAUAUUCAAGACUCAAGGAGACCAUGGUCAAUACCUCACUUAAUACCUAAAAGUUAUAAACAGGACAUUCCAUUCCCGCACCGACACAUAUGGAUACAGAAAAUAGUUACGCAGGUAUACAGACAAUUGAUAAAUAAUGAGACAGAUACAGCGAAAUUAACUAAUAACACAGGUACAUGUCAGAAAUAAUGCAACGCCCUUCCUCACAUUUCAACUAAGCAGACCAAAGCAUCAGUCAAGGAGCAACAACGCAGGCGCCCAAGUGAAGAAGAUUUUGAUAUACA